Messenger RNA from Mastomys coucha (southern multimammate mouse), 4561 nucleotides. RefSeq names its product ATPase plasma membrane Ca2+ transporting 3 (gene Atp2b3). NCBI's taxonomy places the organism in Eukaryota, Metazoa, Chordata, Mammalia, Rodentia, Muridae. The record is from RefSeq and is a predicted model, not a curated record. The transcript has 22 exons. Gene Ontology annotation, cellular component: membrane; intracellular membrane-bounded organelle. Gene Ontology annotation, molecular function: PDZ domain binding; P-type calcium transporter activity; ATP binding. Gene Ontology annotation, biological process: calcium ion transmembrane transport; regulation of cytosolic calcium ion concentration. The coding region runs from base 357 to 4106 and encodes 1249 amino acids.
GCGGCUGGAGUCGAGCGCACAGCGUCGCCAGCCGCCGCCGGUGCGGAGUGUGGGGAGCACUCGGCCACAGCCCUUGCCUGCCGCGGAGGGUCCUGCUCCGCACUGCUGGCCAGGCGGCCCAGUGCCCCGGCCUUUCCGUCCUUGGAGCGGAUCGUUGCUCGCCAGGAGCCCUCCCGCAGCAACAGCGAAAGCCACAGCAGAGGCCGCGGUGGCGGCUGUGCCCAUGCCGGGGUGUUCACACUUAGCCUCUUUCCCACCACCACCUUGCCUCACCUCAACACUGGGAUCUUAGGUGGCCAGCUGUCCCUAGCUGCAACUGAGUUGAGGCAGCACCUGUGAGAAGGCUGACCGACAGGAUGGGCGACAUGGCAAACAGUUCCAUUGAGUUCCACCCCAAGCCCCAGCAGCAGCGGGAAAUGCCCCAUGUAGGUGGCUUUGGAUGCACACUGGCAGAACUACGAAGCCUCAUGGAGCUCCGAGGUGCUGAGGCACUGCAGAAGAUUCAAGAAGCUUAUGGGGAUGUCAGCGGGCUAUGCAGGAGAUUGAAGACCUCACCUACUGAGGGCCUGGCAGACAACACCAAUGACUUGGAGAAACGCAGACAGAUCUAUGGGCAGAACUUCAUCCCCCCAAAGCAGCCCAAGACCUUCCUGCAGCUGGUAUGGGAAGCCCUGCAAGACGUGACUCUCAUCAUUCUCGAAGUGGCUGCUAUCGUCUCCCUGGGCCUCUCCUUCUAUGCACCUCCUGGAGAGGAAAGUGAAGCCUGUGGGAAUGUGUCUGGUGGAGCAGAGGACGAAGGAGAGGCUGAGGCUGGCUGGAUUGAGGGGGCUGCCAUCCUACUCUCUGUCAUCUGUGUGGUACUGGUCACAGCCUUCAAUGACUGGAGCAAGGAAAAGCAGUUUCGAGGUCUUCAGAGCCGUAUUGAGCAGGAGCAGAAGUUUACUGUCAUCCGAAAUGGGCAGCUCCUCCAGGUCCCUGUGGCAGCCCUGGUGGUAGGGGACAUUGCCCAGGUCAAAUAUGGAGAUCUUCUGCCUGCCGAUGGUGUGCUCAUCCAAGGCAAUGACCUCAAGAUCGACGAGAGCUCCCUGACUGGCGAGUCGGACCAUGUUCGAAAAUCAGCAGACAAAGAUCCUAUGCUGCUCUCAGGCACUCAUGUCAUGGAAGGUUCUGGAAGAAUGGUGGUAACAGCUGUUGGUGUGAACUCCCAGACAGGCAUCAUCUUUACAUUGCUUGGGGCAGGUGGAGAGGAGGAGGAGAAGAAAGACAAGAAAGGCAAGCAGCAGGAUGGGGCGAUGGACAGUAGCCAAACCAGAGCUAAGAAGCAGGAUGGGGCUGUUGCCAUGGAAAUGCAGCCCCUGAAGAGCGCUGAGGGUGGGGAAAUGGAGGAGCGGGAAAAGAAGAAAGCCAACGUACCCAAGAAGGAGAAGUCAGUUCUGCAAGGGAAACUCACAAAACUGGCUGUGCAGAUUGGGAAAGCAGGAUUGGUGAUGUCUGCUAUCACUGUCAUCAUUCUGGUCCUCUACUUUGUGAUUGAGACCUUUGUCGUGGAUGGCCGGGUAUGGCUGGCAGAGUGCACACCAGUGUAUGUGCAGUACUUCGUGAAGUUCUUCAUUAUUGGAGUUACUGUGUUGGUUGUGGCUGUCCCUGAGGGACUGCCUCUUGCUGUUACUAUCUCCUUGGCGUAUUCUGUCAAGAAAAUGAUGAAGGACAAUAACCUGGUACGCCACCUGGAUGCCUGUGAGACCAUGGGCAAUGCCACAGCCAUCUGUUCUGACAAGACGGGCACACUCACCACCAACCGCAUGACAGUGGUCCAGUCCUACCUAGGAGACACCCACUACAAAGAGAUCCCAGCUCCCAGCGCCCUGACCCCCAAGAUUCUUGACCUUCUGGUUCACGCCAUCUCCAUCAACAGUGCCUACACCACCAAAAUUCUACCUCCAGAGAAAGAAGGCGCUCUCCCACGACAAGUGGGCAACAAAACAGAGUGUGCUCUGCUGGGCUUCGUCUUGGACCUGAAACGCGACUUCCAACCUGUACGGGAGCAGAUACCAGAAGAUCAGCUUUACAAAGUGUAUACUUUCAACUCAGUUCGCAAGUCCAUGAGCACAGUUAUCCGCAUGCCUGAUGGUGGCUUCCGCCUCUUCAGCAAGGGAGCCUCAGAGAUCCUGCUCAAAAAGUGUACGAACAUCUUAAACAGCAAUGGUGAACUUCGAGGAUUUCGUCCUCGGGACCGGGAUGACAUGGUGAAGAAGAUCAUUGAGCCUAUGGCUUGUGAUGGCCUCCGCACCAUCUGCAUUGCCUACAGGGACUUCUCUGCUAUCCAGGAGCCUGACUGGGACAAUGAGAGUGAGGUGGUUGGUGACCUUACCUGCAUAGCUGUCGUGGGCAUUGAGGACCCUGUGCGACCUGAGGUCCCUGAAGCCAUUCGAAAAUGCCAGCGUGCUGGCAUCACAGUCCGUAUGGUGACUGGAGAUAACAUCAACACUGCCCGGGCUAUCGCAGCUAAGUGUGGCAUCAUCCAGCCAGGGGAGGACUUCCUGUGCCUGGAGGGGAAGGAAUUCAACAGAAGGAUUCGAAAUGAGAAAGGCGAGAUUGAACAGGAGCGGCUGGACAAGGUGUGGCCCAAGCUGCGGGUGCUUGCCCGGUCAUCUCCCACUGAUAAACAUACUCUGGUCAAAGGCAUAAUUGACAGCAUGACUGGUGAGCAGCGACAGGUGGUGGCAGUGACUGGAGAUGGCACCAAUGAUGGGCCAGCCCUCAAAAAGGCAGAUGUGGGCUUUGCCAUGGGCAUUGCAGGCACUGAUGUGGCCAAGGAGGCCUCUGACAUCAUUCUGACUGAUGACAACUUCACCAGCAUUGUCAAGGCAGUCAUGUGGGGCCGCAAUGUCUAUGACAGCAUCUCCAAGUUCUUGCAGUUUCAGUUGACAGUCAACGUGGUAGCUGUGAUCGUGGCCUUCACGGGUGCCUGCAUUACUCAGGACUCUCCUCUCAAAGCUGUGCAGAUGUUGUGGGUGAACUUAAUCAUGGACACAUUUGCCUCACUUGCCCUGGCAACUGAACCCCCAACUGAGUCACUGCUGCUGCGGAAGCCAUACGGCCGGGACAAGCCUCUCAUCUCACGCACCAUGAUGAAGAACAUCCUUGGACAUGCUGUCUACCAGCUCACCAUCAUCUUUACCCUGCUAUUUGUUGGAGAGCUUUUCUUCGACAUUGACAGUGGUAGGAAUGCACCUCUGCACUCACCACCUUCAGAGCACUACACCAUCAUCUUCAAUACGUUUGUCAUGAUGCAGCUUUUCAAUGAGAUCAAUGCUCGCAAGAUCCAUGGUGAGAGGAAUGUCUUUGAUGGCAUCUUCAGCAACCCCAUCUUCUGUACCAUUGUCCUGGGGACCUUUGGAAUUCAGAUUGUCAUUGUCCAAUUUGGAGGGAAGCCCUUCAGCUGUUCCCCACUGUCCACAGAACAGUGGCUCUGGUGCCUGUUUGUUGGUGUUGGGGAGCUGGUCUGGGGACAGGUCAUUGCCACCAUCCCCACCAGCCAGCUCAAGUGCCUGAAGGAAGCAGGGCAUGGGCCAGGGAAGGAUGAGAUGACUGAUGAAGAGCUGGCCGAAGGGGAAGAAGAAAUCGACCAUGCUGAACGAGAGCUCCGCAGGGGCCAGAUCCUCUGGUUUCGGGGCCUCAACCGGAUCCAGACACAGAUGGAGGUAGUGAGUACCUUCAAGAGAAGCGGGUCAUUUCAGGGUGCUGUGCGCCGGCGGUCUUCGGUCCUCAGCCAGCUCCAUGACAUCCGGGUGGUGAAAGCAUUCCGUAGCUCGCUUUAUGAAGGCCUGGAGAAACCAGAAUCCAAGAGUUGCAUCCAUAACUUCAUGGCAACACCCGAGUUUUUGAUCAAUGACUACACCCACAAUAUCCCGCUCAUCGAUGACACAGAUGUGGAUGAGAACGAAGAGCGCCUGAGGGCCCCGCCUCCCCCACCCCCUAACCAGAACAACAAUGCCAUAGACAGCGGCAUCUACCUGACCACGCAUGCCACCAAGUCAGCUACCUCUUCAGCAUUCUCUUCCAGGCCUGGGAGCCCACUACACAGCAUGGAGACAUCCCUCUAACCAGAACUUCUCUCAGCACAUGUACACACACACACACACACACACACACACACACACACACACACACGUGCAGUCACACAUGCACCCAGAGAGGAGAACCCGUGCACCUACCAAAGAGGGAAAUGACUAACAUGGCUAAAGACUUUACUUAUGUGGUUUUUGCAGGAAGCCAAUUGCAUUCAAUAAGGGCACAGCCUACUAGGCUUCUUACUAGGUUCCCAUGAGGUGGGGGAAGGAGAAAGAAGGAAAAGGGAGGAAAGGAGGUUCUUCGCACAGUAUGAAGGAAAAAGGGAGCAUGAGACAAGAUGCGCUUCCCACCAUUUUUCUACUGAUACUUCUUUUUUUAAUGAACACUAGUUCCACCAUUUGUUCACCAUUUGGGCUGUGCAAUGCGGUAGGGGCUACCUGAGCCUAUUUGGAGCUUUGCUAUACCCAUAUCAAAAAAAAAAAAAAAA